This is a messenger RNA of Nomia melanderi (Alkali bee), 10272 nucleotides long. The record is from RefSeq and is a predicted model, not a curated record. Lineage: Eukaryota; Metazoa; Arthropoda; Insecta; Hymenoptera; Halictidae.
GGUGGUAUUCGCGUGUGCGCUUGUGUCUAUACGCGUCCCUUCGAUCCGCGGCAUUCCCUUGUGACGAGCCAGUGGUUAUCGCACGAUCACGGGAAUAAACAGAUAACCGAAGGAUCCACCAAGGAUUAAUUCGAGAAGCUGGGUGUGACUCGCGAUGUGACAAAUCUCAGCCGACGACCUUGGCGGGACGAUGGAGCGCAAGAUGGCGGCGAGUUGAAUCCCGCAGCGGCAGCUCUGGAGACCUAACAAGGAUGGAACGCUGGUUCCCGCGGGGAGAAGGACUAGAGAAGGAUCGCGAGCAGUAAGAGGGUGGCAAUGGCUAGGUGGAAAUGGAUCCUGCCGAUCCUCGCGACCUUCUGGACCCUGAGCGACGCCUAUCUGGCGGUGCUGUCGUCGAGCACGCCGACCGGCACGUUGGUGUUCGAGGCCGGGGUGCCGCAGCUGGGCGGUCGCCGGAAGUACCAGGUCUCGAACGAGAGGACCGCCUGGUUCGCGAGGAAACUCCUCAAGGUCCACCCUCACACCGGCCGCGUGACCCUGGCCCGUCCGCUGAGCUGCGACGGCUUGCAGUAUCCGCGGCUGUUCACUUUGUACGUAGACUCGACCAGCUCCAGGCUCGGCAGGCCGGCGAUCGACUAUUUCAGCUUGCCUCUGAGGAUCCUCAUUACUGGAUGCGGAGGAGAGAACCGGGAUCUGUCGGCGACCAGGGGAUGGAUGGCGGAGACGCUGGCUUCGUACGCUAUGCCCAGCGUCGAGAGGUUCACCGAGGUCUGCCUCCGCGCGUCGCAGCUGGUCGCCGCGUUGCGUGACUUCCUCCCGCAGACGGCCUUGAAGGAGUGCGAGAUCAGAUGGGGCGGAGUCGCGGACCCCAGGUUCCUGAUCGAGGGCGCGGCGGGGGACUUGGUCUCGGCGACGGAGCAAUGUUUGGUGGAUCCCCUAUGGAAGAUCUCGGUCUCGAUGAACCUGAGGUGUGGCAUGGAGUCGCGGCUCACGGACGCCGAGCACCGUUUGAAGAUCGUGUUCCAUCACCGGCAGUUGGACGACACGGACCUGGGCAGGCGAGUCAGGCGAGAGCUGACGAACCAGUCGCCUUACUUCGAGCAGCACUUGUACACGGGGGCCAUCGAGGAGGAAAAGGAGCCUGGCGUCUACGUGACGUCUGUCCGCGCCAGGGACCCCGAGGGCGGAGCAGUUCGCUACUCGAUGAGCUCCUUGCUGGAUGCUCGGUCGCAGUCCCUGCUGUUCCUGGACCCGGUCACCGGUAGAGUGACCACGCGGGCCAGGCUGGACAGAGAGAGCGUGGACGUGCACUACUUCCGAGUGCUCGCCGUGGACGACACUUUCCCCCCUAGGACAGGCACCACCACCCUGCAAGUGAACGUGCUGGACGCGAACGAUCACGCGCCCAGCUUCGAGUGGCGGGAGUACGACGCGUCCGUCAGAGAAGGUGUGCCGGUCGGCUCCACCGUGGUCACCGUGAAAGCCACGGACCAAGACGCCGGCAGGAACGCCGAAGUCGAGUACUCCAUUCUGUCCAUCAGCAGCGGGAAUGGCGUUGCCAACGGCGACGACGCUUUAACCUUUCGAAUAGACCCCAGGUCGGGAGUGGUGACCACGCGCACACCCCUGGACAGAGAGAAGAUGGAGGUGUACACGGUGAUCCUCAGCGUGUCGGAUCAGGCGACGCCGCCGUCCGCGAGGAAAACGACGAACGCGACUUUAGUGGUGCGGGUUCUCGACGAUAACGACAACUAUCCUCAGUUCACCGAGCGCACGUACUCCGUUUGGAUCCCCGAGGACCUGGACUACACGGCGAACCCCGUGAUAGCUAGGAUCAGGGCGACCGACGCUGACGCCGGGAACAACGCGGCUGUUCGGUACGCUAUCAUCGGUGGGAAUACGCAGAACACGUUCUCGAUCGACUCGAUGAGCGGCGACGUGGCUCUGGUGAAACCUUUGGACUACGAGUCCACCAGGAGCUACAAGAUCGUGAUUCGGGCGCAGGACGGCGGUUCGCCGGCCAGGUCCAACACCACGCAGCUACUGGUGCACGUGAAAGACGUUAACGACAACGCGCCUAGGUUUUACACCAGCCACUUCCAAGAGUCCGUGUCCGAGAACGUGCCUGUCGGCUACUCGAUGCUCAGGAUACAGGCGUACGACGCGGACGAGGGCGCUAACGCGCAGAUCAAGUAUACCAUCGGGGCUAGAGACUUUUCUGGGGCUUCUACGGAGAACUUCCCGAUCACCGUCAACACUGACAGCGGCUGGAUCUAUACGACGAAGCAGCUGGAUCGCGAACAAUGCUCCAGGUACCAGUUCACGAUCGUAGCAGCGGAUUCCGGGGAAGUGCCGAAAACGGCGACCGCCAGCGUGAUAAUCACGGUGACCGACGUGAACGACAACGAUCCCUACUUCGACUCGAAGAAUUACGAAGCAGUCGUCUCGGAAGACGACCCUCCGGGUACUCCAGUCACUUCGGUGACGGCGACCGACCCCGAUGAAGACGCCAGGAUCCAUUACGAGAUCACCGCGGGCAAUACUAGGGGGCGUUUCUCGAUCGCGUCUCAGAACGGCCGUGGCCUGAUCACCGUGGCCCAACCGCUCGAUUAUAAGCAGGAGAAGAGAUUCGUGUUGACUGUGACCGCCUCCGACAGUGGCGGCAGGACAGACACAGCUUUGGUUUACGUGAACAUCUCGGACGCGAACAAUUUCUCGCCGGUCUUCGAAAACGCGCCCUACUCUGUCUCCGUUUUCGAGGAUGCUCCGAUAGGCACCACGGUUCUGGUGGUCAGCGCCACUGACUCCGACGUCGGGAAGAACGCUCAGGUUACUUACAGCUUGGACACGGACAGCGGCGAUCAGGGCGCUUCGGAGUUCACCAUCAACCCCCAAACGGGAGCCAUAACCACCACCCGUCCGCUCGAUCGCGAACUCGUCCCCGCAUAUUUGCUGACCGUCACAGCGAGGGACGGCGGCGUGCCGCCCCUCUCGGACACCACCGACGUCGAGAUAUCAGUCACCGACGUGAACGACAACGCUCCUGUCUUUGAGGCGCCACAAUAUCAAGGGUCCGUCCCGGAAGACGUUCUGGUCGGCACCAGUGUGCUUAGGGUUUCUGCCACCGAUGCAGAUACGGAUCUCAAUGGAAGGGUCCGAUACGCGUUGGAGGACGAUGGCGACGAAGCGUUCGCGGUGGAUUCGACCACCGGUGUAGUGAGGACAGCGAAACCGUUGGACAGAGAGUCCGUCGCGAGGUACACUCUGAAAGCAGUGGCCAUGGACCGUGGUUCGCCGUCUCUAUCUUCCGUGGUACCGGUGGUGAUAAAGAUCGAGGACGUGAACGAUUCACCGCCAGCUUUCGAGAACGACAAGAUAGUUCUUUACAUAGCGGAGAAUUCUCCGAUUGGAUCGACCGUCGGUGAAAUCUACGCUCAUGACCCAGACGAGGGACCCAACGCCGUGGUACAGUACUCCGUUAUCGGUGGGGAGGACUCGAACAGUUUCGCUCUGAAUAUCAGGCCAGGUGCUGAUCGCGCAGAACUGAUCACCCUCAAGGAAUUAGACUACGAGUCGCACGAGAAGAAGUUCGAGCUUGUAAUACGCGCAGCGUCGCCUCCGUUGAGGUCGGACGCGCUAGUGCAGAUCCUUGUCACCGAUGUGAACGACAACGCACCGGUAUUGAAAGACUUCCAGAUCAUCUUCAACAACUUCAAGGACUUUUUCCCCACCAUUCCGAUCGGUAAAAUACCAGCCGUGGACGCGGACGUGACCGACAAGCUGACCUACACGAUUCUAGCCGGCAACAACGCGAACCUAAUCGACUUGAACCGCACUACAGGCGAGAUCCGAUUAUCCCCGCAGCUGAACACGAACGUACCCCGCGUAGCCACCAUGGAGGUGUCCGUCACGGAUGGGAUCAACGAGGUCAAGGCUACCAUGACUCUCUCCGUGCGGUUGAUCACCGACAAAAUGCUCCUGAACUCCAUCACCGUGAGAUUGGACGACAUGACCGCCGAAGCUUUCCUCAGCCCCCUGUUAGGCUAUUUUCUGGACGGUUUAGCCGCGAUCAUACCCUGUCCCAGGGAGAAUAUAUUCCUGUUCAGCGUGCAGGAGGACGCGAACGUUCAUGGGAAGAUCCUGAACGUGAGCUUCUCCGCGCGGAGGGUCGAGCCAGGCGUGACGGACGAGUUUUACAGUCCGCAGUUCCUCCAGGAGCGGGUCUACUUGAACAGGGGUAUACUGGCGAGGUUGGCUACGGUGACGGUGUUGCCUUUCGACGACAAUCUCUGCGUCAGAGAGCCCUGCUUGAAUUUCGAGGAGUGCCUGACGGUGCUGAAGUUCGGCAACGCUUCAGGGUUCGCCAGCAGCGACACCGUACUCUUCAGACCGAUAUAUCCGGUGACGACGUUCGCGUGUCGCUGCGCGGCGGGCUUCACCGGAAGCAAAGAGUCCUACCUAUGCGACACGGAAGUGAAUCUGUGCUACUCGAAUCCCUGCCUGAACGGCGGCACCUGUUACCGGAAGGAAGGAGGCUACGCUUGUUCCUGCAGCUCCGAGUACGCGGGAGAGAACUGCGAAAUCUCGUUCGAGGAAGACUCGUGCGCGCCCGGGAUUUGCAAGGGCGGUUCGCAAUGCAUCAUCAAAACUACCGGCGGGUUCACUUGCGAGGGCUGCCCGGUGACAACUUUAGAGAGCGUGACGCCGCUCUGCGAGCUGAAGGCGCGCAGCUUCGGCCCGGCGACGUUCCUCACCUUCGCCUCUCUCAAGCAAAGACACAGGCUGCACAUCAGACUGAGGUUCGCUACCGAGGCAGCGAACGGGCUUCUGCUCUACAAUGGUCGUUACAACGAGAGACACGACUUCAUAGCUUUAGAGAUCGUGGACUCGCAGAUACAAUUCAGCUUUUCCCUGGGCGACGAGAUCACCAGAGCCGGCGCGAGCAUACCAGGCGGAAUUUCCGACGGCCAGUGGCACGAGGUGGAAGUCUCCUACAUAAACAAGAGCGUCACCGUUUCUCUGGACAAUUGCGACGUAGCUCUAGCGCUGGAAUACGGCGACCGACUAGGUUCGAAAUGGUCCUGCGCCGGCAGGAGCGAGCAGGUGCUCGAGGAUCGGUGCAGUAUCGUCACCGAAACCUGUCAUAGGUUCUUGGACCUUACGGGACCCCUGCAACUCGGCGGUUUGCCCGCCAUACCCUCUAGUUUCCAGAUCAGGAACAAAGACUUCGUCGGUUGCAUCAGCGACCUGUUCAUCGACCAUACGUUCAUAGAUUUGAAUUCGUUCGUGGCGGACAACGGCACCAACCCCGGCUGCCCGGAGAAAGCCACGUUCUGUGCAUCGACGCCUUGCAAGAACAACGGCAAGUGCAAGGAGAUCUGGUCGGGAUUCAUCUGCGAAUGCGAGGAGAAUUUCGCGGGACCUACCUGCGCCGACGAGGUCGGCAAGCCUUGGAGUUUCCACGGGGAUGGCAUGCUGAGCUUUAACCCUCUGCUGAGGCCCAUACAGCUCCCCUGGUUAACGGCGCUCAGCCUGAGGACCAGGGCGAAGCAGGCGUUCGUGAUGAACGUGCAGAUCGGGCAGAACAGCUCCGCGCUCUUCGAGAUUCGCGACGAGAAGCUGGUCGCCCUGCUGGACGGCGCGGACAUCAUUCAGACGUGGAACAGCGUGGCGGACGGGGAAUGGCAUCGGAUAGACAUCGUGUGGCAGAGCGGCCAGGUGUCCCUCGACAUCGACUACAGGAACAGACCCAUGUCGUCCGCGUUGCCGGCCAAGCUGCAAGGGCUCUACGUGGGCAGGAUCUUGGUAGGCGGACCGGAGCAGGCCAUGAACAGCGAGCUGCCGUUCUUCGACGGUUGUCUUCAGGACAUUCGCAUCGGUACCAAUCAGAGCGUGCUCCAGCGACCAACCGUGCAGGAGAACGUCGCGACCGGUUGCAGCUCCGAGGACGAGUGCAACGUCGACUGCCCGGAGGCAUCGAUCUGCGAGGCGAAGUGGCAGGCCAGCGAAUGCGUUUGCGCGGCCGGCCGUGUCGGUCGCGACUGCGAGCGUGUGUGCGACCUCAAUCCUUGCAACAACACCGGCGCGUGCAUCGAGGACCAUACCACUCGCAGAGGGUACAAGUGCGAGUGCAGCUCCCCCGAGUACUCCGGAGAGUAUUGCGAAGUUAAGGCCGAUCAACCCUGCCCUGCCACCUGGUGGGGAUCGCCGGUUUGCGGACCUUGUCGCUGCGACGAGUCCAAAGGCUAUGACCCGGCGUGUAAUAAGACUACCGGCGAAUGUUACUGCAAGGAGAACCAUUAUCAGCCGUCGGGCAAGAAGGAAUGCAUUCCCUGCGAGUGCUACGCCACUGGGAGCUUCGGUCCUCGCUGUGACACGGAGACAGGACAAUGCAGGUGUCGGAUUGGAGUGAUUGGACGAUCGUGUACCGCUUGUCCCAAUCCGUACGCCGAAGUUACUCUUCGAGGUUGCGAGGUGGUCUACGAUGGCUGCCCUAGAUCCUACGCGGAGGGUCUCUGGUGGCCUAGGACCAAGUUCGGAAUGACUGCCGUGGAGGACUGUCCCGACACUGCCGAGGGAAAGACUUCUAGGUCCUGCGACGACGCAUUAGGCGGCUGGCAGGAGCCUGAUCUUUUCAACUGCACUUCUGAAGCUUUCAUCGAGCAGAGGCAUCAGUUAGCCGCGCUAGAGGCUAAGGAUCUAACGCUUAACACAUACGUGGCUGUCAAGGUUGCGAAGGACGUGCACAGGGCGGUGAACGUAACCAAGCAUAUGUACGGCGCGGAUCUGCUGAUCGCUGAGUCUUUGCUCGUCGCGUUGUUGAGAUACGAGGAAAGUCUGGUCGGACUGAACUUGACUCACAGUCAGGAUAAGGAUUACGUGUCUCAUCUAAUCGGAAUUGCCAGUGGCGUUUUGAUGUCCAAGUACUUGGACAAAUGGGAGAGAAUCGAGGUCCUCAGUGGCGACACUCCUGACAAGGUUCUGGAAGCAAUGGCGAACUACUUGAAGACUCUGACCGCUUCUCAGCACGACACUUUCACUAACCCUUUCGAGGUCGUCGACUCUAACGUGGUGUUGGGCUUGGACGUGGUGACUUCAGAGAGCUUGUUCGGUUACGAAACAGCAGAGUACAAAGAGGAUCCGUCGGCUUCUACUAUUAGACCGACAGAGGCGGACCAAAAAGUCGUAAUCCCGGACACUUCCGCGUUUCUGUCCACGCCCGCUCAUUUCGGCCCGUCGAUUACUUUCCCAAAGUACAAUAAUUACAUGGCGGAUCCGGGUAGAUUCGAUCCGCAUUCCAAGAUACGAGUGCCCUUAAGCGUGCUGGGAAUCAAGUCGUUAGCGCAAGGAGAACUGAAUGUCAAGAAAAGUUUAGUCAAUCGGAAGGCUGUGUUCAGUUACGUGCAAUAUAAACAAUUGGGAGCCCUUCUGCCCCAGAGAUUCGACGAUUCGGUGUCUGUGAGGUGGGGAGUCGAAGUGGCUGUCGGUUCACCGGUUAUAACGGUAUCCGUAUUAGUUCCCACUGAAGAUGGCUAUGAAUCCUUGACCGGUAUACCUCUGCAGACUCCUGUCCAAAUAAGUUUAUGGCUUAGCGAGAAAGACGAUCUUAAGACCAGAACUAAUCCACAGUGUGUGCAUUGGAGCACGGCUAGGGGGUACGGCGAAUGGAGUCGAAUGGGCUGUACCACGGAGGUCGAAGACGAUUCCCUGUCCUUCGGCACGGUAGUGAACUGCUCCUGUUUACAGCUGUCCACGUUCGCGAUAUUAACCGACGUCCUCGACCUGGAAUACGUCCCUGAACCGUCUUUGUUAGAGGACGUAACCAGUUACAGCGCGUUCAUGCUCGCAUUGCCUUUAUUGUUAUCCGCCUUGCUGAUUCUCUCUUUGAUAAGAGGCGGCGGGACCAAUUCGAACAGCAUUCACAAAAAUCUGGUGAUGUGCGUCUUCUUCGCCGAAGUACUCUACCUGAUCGCGCUCAAAGCCAGAAGUUCUCUAGUCUCGAACGAGUUCCCAUGCAAAUUGACGGCAAUUGGUUUACACUACGCCUGGCUGAGCACGUUCUCGUGGACCCUGGUCGACUCGAUUCAUCUGUACCGAAUGCUCACCGAGAUGAGAGACGUGAAUCAUGGCCAGAUGAGGUUUUAUUACACAAUGGGUUACGGUGCUCCCGCCAUCAUCGUCGGACUAACGAUUGGCGUUAGAGCUGACCAAUACGGGAACUUCUAUUUCUGUUGGUUGUCCAUUUACGAAACAGUAAUUUGGUCCCUGAUCGGGCCCGUUUGUUUAGCAGUGUUCGUCAACUUUUGUAUUCUCAUCAUGUCCAUAAGGGCAGCUUUCACGUUGAAGGAACACAUCAUGGGCUUUGGAAACUUGAGGACGCUACUCUGGCUGUCCGUGGCCUCGUUGCCUUUGCUCGGCUCGACUUGGACCCUGACGGUGCUGAACGCGUCCGAGAACUCGCCGACUUUAUCUUACUUACUCAGCAUAGCCGUAGUGGUUCACGCGGCGUUCAGUUUGAUCGGUUACUGCUUCAUCAACGGCAGAGUACGAAGGAAUUUGUACCUGAGCCUGUUGAGGUGCAUCGGGAAGAAGACGCCUCUGCUGGAAGGUAGCGUGGCAAACGGUAGCAGCAGUCAAAACGUGAACGGUCACUCGCGGUCCGCACUGGCGUAUGCGUCGACGUACAGCGGAGCAGAGUCGGUGUGCAGAAGGGUUCACGUGGGAGUUUCAACGAGUAGUACAACUUCGCGAAGUACAAAUAAGACUGGGUCCAGUCCCUAUCGUAGCGACACUCAUUUAAGGCACACGUCAACGUCCACGAGUAAUUAUAAUAGCGACAGAGAUCCGUAUAUGUCGUCCAGGAGUCAUCGGUCAGCAUUGCACUCCAGACAAGAGCCGCCAGAAACACGAAAUCAGCGGCGAGACUCUGAAUCAGACUCAGACGGGUCUCAGGCGGAAGGUGGCGGAAGGAGCUUGGAUCUCGCGAGCUCUCACAGCUCCGACGAGGAGGACGUGACGUCGAGGUCCCACAGAAACAUGGGAGUAUCGACGCAGCAACCUGUCGCGCACAGUUACUUGCCCAAUAUCCACGCCAACCCCGCCGAACACUUGAACAUACUUUGCUCAAACACGGAACUCUUCCCGAACAUUAAGCCCAUCUAUGCGCCUAGGUGGAGUUCCCAGUUGCCAGAGGCAUACUUGUCGUCAAACGUAAUUGACGUACGCGGAAGUCAGUGGUCAGGGGGCACCAUAUCGGACAACGAGAUGGCCUCGAAUAAAACGUCCAGCCCGAAUCCGCUGCCUUACCCUGAGAUCAAUUCGCCGCAAAAGAGUCAGCCGGAUGAAAAUUAUUCCGAGGGGGAGGAAAAGCUUCACCAUCUCGGCGAGAAAUAUUUGUUCCCUUACACGGCGGAGGAAGACCACACGGUGUCUCCCACGCCGUACAUGCUGCCGAUCGCUUCUCGGAUUCUCGCGUCCAGUAUGAGCCAUCACUCGCAGAACUCGACUCACGAGAACCUCAGCGGCUCGGAGAGAUACGGCAGCCUGAAACGAGGCCAGAGCUUGCACGGGUCUCAGCACGACAAUCUCAGCGGUUCGGAGAGAUACGGUAGCCUGAAGCGAGGGAAGAUCACCCCGACGGUGCUGGAGGACGCGCCAGAGUACAUUUUACCAAUGAGCGGUAGGAUAUUGUCCAGCUCGUUGACCCACGAUCUACAGCACAGCAACGAACUGGCUGCGCUCAGACAGCAGCAGCAGCAACAGCAGCAAUACGAGCAAACAAUCACAGAGACCGAGAAGGAUACUAAUGCGGAAACGUCGGUGUGACGAGGCUCCGUGCUACAAACAAAUACCGUACAAAGUAAUAUAACGUACUAUUAGCUUAAAAUUGAAAUGAUUAUAUAUAUAUAAAUAUAUAUAUAUAAUUCUUGGAGUCGCUAAUUCUCCAAGGUAUAUUUUAAGAGCGGCCAUGACUGUACUUACGAAAUUAGCCAUAUCGAUUAGUAUGUAUGUGUGAGUGCCUGUUCGUAUCUAUAUACAUACGCUUGUCGAUAUUUCGUUUCGUGUGAUUACAACCUCCAUAUUCGGAGGCGACUCUUCCGCGAUAGCUUGGAAGACCACUGAUGAUCUCUAGUUCAUUUCAUUACUCGUGUAAUUAACAUCGCUCUCUUUCUCUCUUUAUCUGUCCCUCUAUUUCUCUAGUAUCAUAGUUUUCUUAACUCAGUAUUGUGCAAUGUUUACACUCCACUUCCAUUUUACAUUUAGACUCUAUUA